GCCUGCCGCUGGAGAAGCGCAUGCGCAGAAGCCCGUCUUCGCAACAAGAUCAGAAGGAGCCGCCAGUGAGACGGGAGUAGUCGCCGCACUAAAACACCGUCUUUCUUCCACUAUGUCUGAGUUCGACAGCAACCCCUUCGCUGACCCCGUGGACGUGAACCCCUUCCAGGAUGUCUCUGUCACCCAAGCCACCAGUGGAGCCACUGAGAGCAUCGGGGGCUAUAACCCAUUCUCUUCCACUGAAAUGACAAAGUACUCUGGAACCACCAUCCCCAUCUCUGCAGCCUCCUCCCAGCCCGCCGUUCUGCAGACGUCUGUAGAGCAGAGCCCACAAGCCACAGCAGCAGCUGCUCAGGCUAAGCUGGAGAAGCAGCAGGAGGAGCUGGAGAAGAAAGCAGCUGAGCUGGAGCGAAAGGAGCAGGAGUUGCAGAACAGAAAUGCAAGGAGCACUGGAGGAGAUAAAGAGAACAACUGGCCGCCUCUCCCAAAGUUCUGCCCCGUGAAACCCUGCUUCUAUCAGGAUUUCGAGGAGGAGAUUUCUGAGGACUACCGCCAAAUUUGCAAGAGAAUGUACUACCUUUGGAUGUACCACAGUGCCACUCUCUUCCUGAACGUGUUGGCCUGCCUAGCUUACUUCACAGCAGAUCCUGCUUACGGUGUGGACUUUGGCCUGUCCAUCCUUUGGUUCAUGCUCUUCACCCCUGUGUCCUUCAUCUGCUGGUACAGACCGGUCUACAAGGCCUUCAGGUCUGACAGCUCCUUCAGCUUCUUUUUCUUCUUUUUUGUCUUUUUCUUCCAAGUUGUAGUGUACGUUAUCCAAACAGUUGGGAUUCCCAAAUGGGGAAACAGUGGAUGGAUCUCAGCGAUCAGCAUGAUCAGGACAAACUUGGCGGUCGCUGUAGUUAUGAUGGUCGUGGCCGGCUUCUUCACUGUAAACGCCAUUCUGGCGAUCAUCCUGCUGAAAAUGGUCCAUAGUAGGUACAGAGGGACGGGAGCCAGCUUCACCAAGGCCCAGCAGGAGUUCUCCCAGGGAGUCCUGACCAGCAGGACCUUCCAGGGCGCUGCAGCCACUGCAGCCACCUCUGCUGCACAGGGAGCUUUUGGCAGGAGUCAGGGAAACUGAAGCACAGCUUCCUGCCCCACCUCAGUAUCACAGGCCUGAAGAGAGAUUUUCAGGUUAACUAAGGUCAACGUGAUGAAAUGAGAUGAUUCUUUUUUUUGAUUUUUUGUUUUUUUUGUUAUGGAUGCAUAUGGAUUAUUUGUUAAUCCCAGUUGUCCUUUUAAGUAGUCUAGCAAAAAACCCUCUAUUUUAAAGUUCAUGUUUGUUUAAUUUCUUCAUUAAUGAAGUAUCAUGUUUAUUUACAGUUUCAAACAAAACCCAAUUGACCUGGGCAUGACUUAUUGCACACUGUAGGCUUAACCAAGUUUAGAUUUGGAAUAAUUACUGUUACAUUUGUUUUCACAUUUGUAAAUGUCUUAUUUAAUAAGGCAAUCGAGAUCAUUGAAGGUGGUGGGAUGAAGGUCUUUGCUCUGAUUUCACUGGCUUAUUCUGUUUUAAUGAAGUGACGCUGAAGGGGAUUGUUUGUUUUUGAAUUAUUAUUCAUAUUUGGUAGUAAAGAAAAUCAUGUUGAUCAUUUUAAGUAGUAUUUUCUGUGAUGACAAAGACCAUGAAGUCUAAUGGAUAUGCAACGUUUGUCUUUUUAAAGGAGCAGAAAGAACAAUAUGUAGUAAUGCUUCAGGCUUUGACUGCUUGCAGGUUUUUGGCGUUUUAAGGUUUUACUGUAAAGAUAUGUCCCAGUGGUUUAAACUGUUGAAAAGGUAACCGAUCUUUAAGCAGGUAUUAAAGUGUUUCGUCAGUCUCUUUUAUAGAUUUUUGUUUUGGUGAAGUUUCUCUGUCUUAAUCUGAAUGUGUAUGAAGAUGUACAGAUUUGCAACAUAUUUAAAUGUCUUUAUAGGAUGGGAAAUUUGAUUUAUGCCCUAUUAAACUAUUUAAGAACA
Molecule: messenger RNA, 1998 nt
Organism: Oryzias latipes (Japanese medaka)
Lineage: Eukaryota; Metazoa; Chordata; Actinopteri; Beloniformes; Adrianichthyidae
Gene: scamp2l
Product: secretory carrier membrane protein 2, like
Biological process (GO): protein transport
Cellular component (GO): recycling endosome membrane; trans-Golgi network membrane
Source: RefSeq, a predicted model, not a curated record